CUGGCUUUGACCCUUCAACCUUCGUCUCUACCCAUGAGCAAUUACUGGAUGUUGUUGGCAAGCCAGGAGAGCUUCAACUCGCGCUCCCUGGCCCUGCAGGCCCAAAAGAAGAUCCUGAGCAAGAUGGCGACCAUGGUGGUGGCCAACAUGCUGACAGACGACACCAGCAGUGAGAUCCUGGACGAGCUGUACAAGGCCAGCCGGGAGUUCACCAAAAGCAAGAAGGAGGCGCACAAAAUCAUCAAAGAUGUCAUCAAGAUCGCCCUAAAGAUCGGCAUCCUCUACCGCAACCACCAGUUCAGCCCCGAUGAGCUGGACACGGUGGAGCGGUUCAAAAAGAAGAUGAACCAGGCGGCCAUGACGGCGGUCAGUUUCUACGAGGUGGAGUACACCUUUGACAGGAAUAUUCUGUCGGAGCUGCUGCUGGAGUGCAGGGACCUGCUUCACACCCUGGUUGAGCAGCACCUGACGGCACGCUCGCACGCGCGCAUCGACCACGUCUUCAACCAUUUUGCCCACGGCGAGUUCCUGGCUGAGCUGUACGGCGACGCAGAGGAGUACAGACUCUCUCUGAGGAAGAUUUGCCAUGGCAUCAACAAACUGCUGGACGAGGGAACACUUUAACCUUUUAUCAGCUGAUCCCUUUCACCUCUACACUGCCAAAAAUCUGCAUCUUAACAAGUCAUUUAGUCUUAUUUUUAGUGUUAAAAGAUUGAUUUUCUUAAAAUAAGAGGGAAAACAAUCUACCAGUAGGAUGAGAUAACCCUCCCCCACCACCACCAUAUUUCCAGUGCUAAUGUUUCCAUAAUUUUCUGAAAUCAAGUGUUAUUUCCUAGAUGCUAGAGGGCUGAUCUGCCUUGUUAUGCCUUUAAACAAAUGAAACUGCAUUGAAAAUAAGUGGGAUUAUCUCAUCCCAGUGGCAGAUUUCUCACUUGCUUUAAGAGAAAUAAGAUUUUAAGGCUGAAUAUGAAAGUAAAUCACUUGAUGAGAUGGAGAUUUUUUUUUUUUUUUUUUUUUUUUUUACUGCGUAUCUCAGCUUCCUCAUUGUUUUCACGGCCUUCACCCUCCUGCUCCCUCUCUUGUUGCUGUCUCCUGCCUAGCUGUAUUCUGCUUUCAGUCGUGCUGCUCACUCCUCACCACUGGUAUCGUCUCUCUUCUUUUCACUCUCAUCCUCUUAUUUCUUCUGCGUCCAUUUGAUCAUGGAGCCAGCUGUGUCGUCCUGCUGCUGUGGUUCUGUGAGGGGACUUAGCACUCUUUCUUCCCACUCAGUGGUUCAUUGCUGCACGUUGGGACAUCCUGCAUCACGUCACAUCAUUAUGCAUUAAAGCAUUCCAAGUCCUUCCCUUUGUGUACAAAGGUAUACUGUACCAAUGGCCAAAAAAAAACCCAAAACAAAACAUAGGGAUAUUUGGAUAUGGAAGAUAAUCUGUAGUGCUUUCUCAAUCUGCAAAGCCAAUUUCUGUGAUUUCCAGUCAGUUAUGUUGUUUAUUUUUCUGUGCAUGAAGCUUAAGGGUUAAAUUACAUAAAUAUGCUGUAAUGUAAUUUUCUCCCUUAUUAUCACCUAAUGUGAGUGUCAUAAUGUCAUACAAAUGCAGUGUUUAUGAUCAGACCAAACCAAUCAAAGUCUACAGUCAUGAUUUCCUGCCAAAUGUGUAAAUGUAGGGUCUCUCUGCACUGUUUAAUGCCUUUAUGACAGCUCUGUUUCCUUGGUGUUGUGGGUUCCAGAUAACUAAAUUUUACCUUUGCACGAAACCACAGAUGAAGUAUGGUUUAGUACAGUUCCUUAAAGCCAUACCAGGGACAUUGCUAUGUCACUUCAAGAUAAACUAUGACGAUUCAACAGAUAUUUUACAUUAACUACGGCAGCUUCUCUGAAUUACAGCUGCAUUAAAAAUCCAGCAUAAAUAGUGUGUCCUCUGGAAUGGCCUUGAAGGGUUUUGCAGUGUGUGUGCGUGUGCGUGUGUGUGUGUGUGUCACUGUCUUUCUGUGAGGGUGUGCAUGUAUGCGUGCGUGUGUAUGUACACAAGUUUGUAUGGGAUCUGCUUGAAUCACGUUUGUACAUAACACAAACUCUGACACAGUGUGUGCGUGUGUGUGUGUUUCAUGUAUUUGUGUCUACCUUCUCUACAAGG
Messenger RNA from Myripristis murdjan (pinecone soldierfish), 2132 nucleotides. RefSeq names its product tumor necrosis factor, alpha-induced protein 8-like 3 (gene tnfaip8l3). Gene Ontology annotation, cellular component: cytoplasm. Lineage: Eukaryota; Metazoa; Chordata; Actinopteri; Holocentriformes; Holocentridae. The record is from RefSeq and is a predicted model, not a curated record. Gene Ontology annotation, biological process: regulation of apoptotic process. The coding region runs from base 34 to 624 and encodes 196 amino acids. The transcript is spliced from 2 exons.